GCAGGGUUCUGGGCGGGGACAAUGGCGUCUCGGGCAGGCCCGCGAGCGGCCGGCACUGACGGCAGCGACUUUCAGCACCGGGAGCGCGUCGCCAUGCACUACCAGAUGAGAAUUCUACCUAUAAACCCAUUGAAUGCUCCCAGAAUGAUCUUCACAUCCUUCUCUCCAGAGUUUUGAAGAAUGACACGCUUUUUGGACUCUCAUUUUAUUCUCAUUAUUUUCACAACCCAGUGUGACCCUCAAGUAUGAAAUCAAGAAGCUGAUCUACGUGCAUCUGGUCAUAUGGCUGCUGCUGGUUGCCAAGAUGAGUGUGGGACACCUGAGGCUCUUGCCACAUGACCAGGUGGCCAUGCCUUAUCAGUGGGAGUACCCGUAUUUACUGAGCAUCGUGCCCUCUCUCUUGGGCCUUCUCUCCUUUCCACGCAACAACAUUAGCUACCUGGUGCUCUCCAUGAUCAGCACGGGGCUCUUUUCCAUCGCUCCCCUCAUUUAUGGCAGCAUGGAGAUGUUCCCUGCUGCACAGCAGCUCUACCGCCAUGGCAAGGCCUACCGCUUCCUCUUUGGUUAUUCUGCUGUCUCUGUCAUGUACCUGGUGUUGGUGUUGGCAGUCCAAGUGCAUGCCUGGCAGUUAUACUACAGCAAGAAGCUCCUAGACUCUUGGUUCACCAGCACGCAGGAGAAAAAGCGUAAAUAAGGAGGCCUGCCUGAUGGACUGUUCUGUGGGAGUGAAGCCUGGGUCUCCCACUGAGCAGAGUGAGACAGUUCCAGAAUCUUUGGUCUCUGCCCUGACAUGUUGGAAACUAAUGCAGUACAGCUCCAAGUUCACAAAAGCCCAUCCUGUUGCCAUCAGCUGAGGUGGCAAAACUAUUUUUAAUUUAUUUCUGAAUUGGGUUGCCUGGAACUGGGUGACCAACAGCUGUGAAAUACAUACUUGCCUUUAGCUAGUUGAAAUUGAGGCCCUUCAGAGUUUUUCUUUAAAACCGAGCCGCAUCCUUGCCUCCCUAUGGUCAUUCUAUCCAUUACCCCUUAGCCACCAAGACUGAAGGAGAUAGAAAAUAAGUUAAAUUCUACUUUGAUCUCUGUGCAGUGGGACAGGAAACACUUGGGAGGCUGCUCCCCCUGCUGACUGUGGUCUCUACUGCAAAGCAUUUUAAUUAAAGAAAAUCUCAAUGUUGAGUAUCUCAAUAAAGCAUGACUGACCUGUCCAUCCUGUGCCUUGUGUUUGGGAUUUGAUAGAGUGUGAAAGGCGUGUUGCGUGAGUGGCCUUGGACACUAAGAGAUGAGCAGAGGCUCCCUGAGGAGGCUGGCAGUGGCCAAACUGAAGUGGACUGGAGGUGGGGAACCUAAAUCAUAAUUCCAACCCUGCAGCUGAUGGGCAAGAACUACCAUGAGCCAGACGUUUAAUCUCUCCAUCUAUAAAAUGGUCCAUUCUCAUUUACUCAGCUUGGAUUAUGGAGUCUUAAUUGGGUAUUCAUGUGUAUCAAGUCAGUAUUAACAGUCAGUUAUGUAUCUAAUGCUGUAUUAUAGUGCCCAAAAGAAUUUGAGUAUCCUUGGUAGUAGGGAGCUUGCAAUCUAGGUGAAAUAUAAUAUACAUGUGAAACAAGUAAUGAACAUAGCACGUAAUGGUGUGGAGCAGAUAAGUUAAAAGUAAGUAGUGGCAAAGGCAAACAUAGACCAAGUCUUAUUAGUGGUUACCAGAGGUGGCAGGGAGAGGGAAGGAGAAGUCAUUACUUAAGGAACACUGAAUUUCUGUUAGUGGUGGUGGAGUAAUUUGGAAAUCUAUAGUGGUAAUGGUGACACGACAUGAUGCAUAUGAUCCAUGUCACUGAAUCGUACAUGUAAGAAUUGUGGAACGGCAAAUGCUAUAUAUUUACCGCAGUGAAAAAAAAAUUAGUGGAAAGAUAUCUGUGAUUAUGCUAAAAGCCCUUCCUCUCACCCCUAAAACCCUGACAGUAUUGCAUGUGGGAUGUGUACUUUUGUUCUUACCCACCUUGACUUUAUCAUCUCUGAAAGAUGCCCAGAUCUACAAUGGCAGGUUUGCCCUCUUCAGAGUUUUAGUCAUGCUUUUGUUCGAUAAACAUCCUGUAUGUACUUAGUCACUGUCUGGUACUGGCAGUACUUCUAACUUCACAACCUCUCUCUCGAUGUCCAGAUUAUCAUCUCAAACUCAUGUGUCCAAAACUUAACUCUUUGCCUUCUACCUCACACCCAUUUCUCCUGCAUCCCUGUGUACAAGCAAGUGUGCAAAAGCACUGCUCUGGUUCAUUGUCUGUUCCAUAAUCACCGAGUCCUUACUAUGUGCCAUUAUUUUUGGAGCAACCAAAAUUCCUUAAUCUCAGAGUUUUCCAAAAUGUGGUUCCAGUUCAUCUGGUCAGCCUUAUCUCCUGAUACUCACGUUCACACACUAUCUUAGUCAGCUGAACCUCUUAUAGAUCCCUGUAUGGGUUUCAUGUUUUCCCUGUUUCUUUCCUUAAAAAAUUCCCUUUCCUCCUUUAAUACUUCUUUACUACUUAUAUGUUGGGGUCCAGCUCAUAUGCUGAUUAUGUUUCCUUCAAGGAGUGAGAGUUCUUUCUCUGAAUUCAUAUGACAUUUUGAUUUUACUUCUGAUUGACAGAAUUAUUAAUUUGCAUAUUUUUCCUCACCCUUUGCUCAAUGCCUGGCUCAUAGUGUGCACUCACAUUUCAUUGAAUGGAAUAACUUGCCCUCAUAUAAGCUACAGUCAGAAUGUAUUUUACUGAAUAAAGAUUCUAGCAGGGGGUGAAAUUUGGAGAAGCAGAGGAGCAGAAUGGAAAUGUGCGGGUGUGAUGGUUAACAUGUGUCAACUUGGCUGGGCCUUGAUUCUCAGUGGCCUGGCAGUUAUGUAAUAAUAUGGUUUGUCAGUUAUAUAAUGGUGUAAUUUGGCAGUCAUGAUGUAGUUAUCCAUUUUGUGGUGUAAUCACCACCAUGAUGUGAUCUGAUGUGGUCAGCCAAUCAGUUUCAAAGGGUGUUUCCCUGGGUCUUAGGCCUGCAUCCAGUAUAUAUGAACAUCUUGGCAAAGUUUGGAUGGCUUUUGCUCACUCUGGAUCCUGCAUCUGGCUUGUCACCAUAUGACCUCUGGUUCCUGGGACUUGAGCCAGCGGCCUGCUAAUCUUGGGA
Molecule: messenger RNA, 3135 nt
Organism: Loxodonta africana (African savanna elephant)
Lineage: Eukaryota; Metazoa; Chordata; Mammalia; Proboscidea; Elephantidae
Gene: JAGN1
Product: jagunal homolog 1
Exons: 3
Coding region: 305-694 (129 amino acids)
Biological process (GO): granulocyte colony-stimulating factor signaling pathway; vesicle-mediated transport; endoplasmic reticulum organization
Cellular component (GO): endoplasmic reticulum membrane
Source: RefSeq, a predicted model, not a curated record